AUGGAAGCCAAGGCUAAUUGUGAGGAAGAGUCCUCUGCCCAAGAGGGUGGUGAUCAGAACACGAGGUUUGUUUUUUCUCCGUUUUAGACCAGAUGCUCUCUUUUUUUUUUUUUUUUUUAAAGUCUCGUUGGUCUGUAAGAGAUCAGGGUCACUGUUUUUCUUCAUAUUGGCCUGCAAGCGUACUGAAAUUCUGUUACCUUAUUAUAAAAGCCAUCUUUUAGCUUUUGUUUUCCCCCUUCCCCAUGUACAAUUAAAAAAAAACAACCCAGAAAGGUUUGAUUUCUUUUUUACAACCUUCAGAGGUUGUUUUCUUAAAUCUUUGCCUUUAAUUGUCUGUAAGCUGUUCUGUCUUUAAGGUUUACUUCCCGUACCUAUCUUAGCAAGAUGUUUUUCAUUGUUGGCUUUUCUUAUUUUUGUUUUCUUUUUACAAGUUAAUUCUGGUAGGUAUUGAGUUCUAGUGUACUAUAUAUAUAUCUAUUAUAUUAAUUUGCCUUAUUUUCUUUCCUGAUUGGUUUUUCUUUUCUUUUUCUCCUUCUUUCUCCUUUAGUUCUGAGGAAAUCAAAGAUGAAAAGCCAGUUUCCAAAGAGGAGAAAGGUAUAUGUUUUUAAAUAUUGGUGCCUGUGCAUAGGCAGAACUCAGCCUUCCUUUGAUGCUAUUUGAUUUAUUUAUUUAGAAUAACGGACAUGACUUCGUGUUGGGUUGAAAUCACGACAGACGAGUGGCGGGUGUCAAAGGAGAGGCGUCUGCCGGGGCAAGCCCCGGGAACUCUCUUUUAUUGAAUAUUACAAACAUUGCCACAGGUGUACUUGUGGCUGAUUGGUUGAUACAAACACAAAGCAUCUUGUUGCUGAUUGGUUAACAUAGGUACAAGGCGGGAAUAACAUAUGUCCAUUUAUCAUUGAUAGAUCAAAGGAUGAGGAAUGGGGCUAGAACUAGACAGGCAUGAAUCCUCCUAAUUAAAUUAUAACUAAAGAUUAAUAUAACAUGACUAAAACAAUUACUAAUGAUUGAUCAUAACAUGAAAGAACAUAAUAAUGAAGUUCCGUAGAUGUGGUCAGCUAUGCAUUAAGAACAGGUCAGGAUACACUGUUUCAUGAACUCAAUGGGAACUGUUCAGAACAUUCUCAGACUUAUGUGCAGAAGCAGAAGCGAGACUUCCCAGAAUGCAAGCGAAAAGAAGCAAGACUUCCCACAAUGCCACAGUUAUGUGCAGUAAGAGAACUGCAGAAAGAAAACUUCGCUUCAACUUCGUCUUUCUUGACGUGCUUAACGUGAGUCAUGCAAUAGCCAAAAAAAAAAAGUUAAUGCAAUUCUGGGCUACAUCAACAGAAAUCUAGUGUCAUAGUACUGCUCUAUUUUGCCUUGGCUAGACUCCCACCUUGGGUUCUUGGUCCGAUUCUGGGAACCCCUUACAUAGAAUAUUGGGAAGCUGGAAUGUGUGCAGAGGAGGAUUAUCCGAAUGAUCAAGGGUCUGGAAACCAAGCCUUAUGAGGAACAGUUGAAGGAGUUGGAUAUGUUUAGCCUUUGGGAAAAAAUAGAGAGUUGAUAGAAAAGCCAUCUUCAGAUAUCUGAAGGGCUGUCACUCGGAAGAUGGAGCAAGCUUGUUUUCUGCUCCAGAGGGGAUAGGACUGGGACCAGUGGAUUCAUAUGAAAGAAAAAGAUUCUGGCUAAACAUUGGGAAGACCUUUCUAACAUUAAUAGCUGCGUGACAGUGAAACGGAACUCCCCUUUACUGGAUGUUUUCAAGCAGAGAUUGGAUGGCCAUCUGACAGGGAUUCUUUAGCUGUGAUUCCUGCAUUGGACUUGGAAAGAGACACCAAGGAUAAUCCAGUGCUACAAAAAUUCUGUGAUUCUACUCAUGAGUAGGACUGCAACAGCAAUGAAAGAUGGCGCAAACUUCUUCCAGUCACCUAGUACCAGAUGAAAAUUUUCAGCUGUCAAAGGCCAUCAUGAAACUGAAAUGCAACCUUGGGACCAGAUGCAUCGUGUCCUAGCUACUGUUGCACACUGAAAUAUCUAAUUUACCUGGCUGCUUUCCCAUAAUACUAAUAUGACUAGAAGGAGCCAUUCCCAGGGCCCCUGGCCAUAACUCAGAGUUUAGGUGCUGUUUUCCGUGUCUCGAAAGAGGAAGGUUAAGGGCCAAAGCUCAGUGACAGAGCACCUCCUUUGAAUGCAGAAAGCCCCAACUCAGUUCAUGACAUCUCCAGUUGGGGCUGGGAUAAACUCCUGGUCUGGAGACCUGGAAGGCUGUUGCCAGUCAGUGUAGGCAACCCUGAGCUAAUUGGACCAACUUCCUAUGCCAGGCCUUGCUAAAAAGGAGCUGUGUCCACCCAGUGUGGCUGGGGUAUAUGGGGGCUUCAAGAGGACAAGUGUAUCACCUGUGGAGAAACUGGCCCCCAAAAAGGCAUCAGCUGGAAGCGUGGGAUCCCCUGGGGAAUUUUUAGAUCUUGUCAGUUGCUUUCUCUUGCCUCUCCAGAUGUUUUCUCUUGAGAGUAGUUGUGCUGUGCCUUAUGUUACAGGAUUUCUCAUUAACUUGGGAAAACUAUUAAACUCUUCUUUUAACUCACUGUAUUUUAACUCACUUUUUUUUAAACUCACUUUUUUUUAAACUCACUGUAUGUAAAAGAAGGGACGCGGGUGGCGCUGUGGGUAAAACCUCAGCGCCUAGGGCUUGCUGAUCGCAUGGUCGGCGGUUUGAAUCCCCGCGGCGGGGUGAGCUCCCGUCUUUCGGUCCCAGCUCCUGCCCACCUAGCAGUUCAAAAGCAUCCCUAAGUGCAAGUAGAUAAAUAGGUACCGCUUUAUAGCGGGAAGGUAAACGGCGUUUCCGUGUGCUGCGCUGGUGCUGGCUUGCCAGAGCAGCUUCGUCACGCUGGCCACGUGACCCGGAAGUGUCUCUGGACAGCGCUGGCCCCCGGCCUCUUAAGUGAGAUGGGCGCACAACCCUAGAGUCGGACACGACUGGCCCGUACGGGCAGGGGUACCUUUAUGUAAAAGAUGAUGAUAAUAGUAAUAAUAGAUUGCCCUAAGAAGAAGCCACCUCAGAAUAGGCCCUGUUGAAUAUUUUCCAAGACAAUAACGCUCACACACUAUCAAAGAGCUUAUAACCCACCUACUCUCAGCAGCCAGGAGUAUCAUAGCCAGACACUGGAGAGACCUGCCAGGAGUGAACAUGGACCACUGGUACCAAAUUGUAUGGGAAACAGCCUUACUAGGAAAGCUAACCAACAGACUGAAACUAACACGGGGACAGAUAAAAGAGGAUGCCUUCAACCCGGUGUGGGUCCCCUUUAUUAUGCACAUAGCCCAACAACAAGAACCCACCGAGAGCAUACAAAUUGAUAUGGGUAACUUGACCUAACAACCCCUUCCCUUUCAGCUGCAGUCAACUGAAGGCAGCCCCAGCCUCCCCCUCCCGACCUCUCUCACUGUCAGUGAAAACUAAUGAAUGGAAAGAGAAUCUACCCAAGUGAUGCUGACACAUAAACCUCACACAUAAUAAAAGAAUGCAAGUUUACCACCACAUGUCCCACUACUAUCCCCACCUUUCUUCUUCCCCGACCUUAUACUGUAUACGACAUUAACACCUUGCAUCAAAUGUAAAUGACCUGUAGAGAAAACUCUGAAAUGGAGACAACGCAUGUACAAUUGAAACACAAGAAAAUCCUUUAAUGAAAACUCCUAGAAAGAAAGAAAUGGACUCAUCAAGCCUGGGAACUCAUUCUAGGGGCGAAGUACAAAAUGACUUUUGGCCACAUCAGUCAAGCCACUUCUUCCUCACGGAAGUGGAAGUGACAAUGUAGCUAUGCCUCCCUCUCAUGGGGAAGAGCCUGAUUUGGACGCUCUGUGAGUGAGUGUGUGUGAGAGAGAGAGAUCCAGAGACUCAAGUUUUUGAAAUUCUGCUCUAGGCUUCCUCCAGAAUUCCUCUUAGCAGCUCUACUCUCCCACCAGCAAUUUCCCCCCCGCUAUAGCCAUCGAAAAAGUGGCUUGGAAUCCUGCAAAAACGGUGAACCCCAGCAAUAACAAAGUGAGAAACUGGACACGUGGAAUUGGCCUAGUGGUACUUCCCACCAAACAGUUUGCACGUUGCCGCGAAUGAAUGUUGGCAUACACAGCUUGAGUGUCGGCAAUCUCAGGCACAUUUUGUAAAUGUCCAGAAACCAUGGUCAGUCCCCACUAGCGUGUAUAAACGAGACUGUCAGGUGUUCGCAGUGAGUAUCUGACAAGCAGGGAUGUACACUGGUGAAGGCGGUUCUUCUGGGAUUACUACCAAAUUUUUGGAUGUUGGGGUCUUAACGUGCCUUUUCUCCAGGUUAGAUUUCCUAGGGCUGCACUUCCCCUUCCAGAGGUGGGGUGGGCUGCCUUGUCACGCUAAAUAUGCUAUAAACACUUCCUGUUUCCACGUAGGCCGCAGUGCUACCACAACUGGUCGGAACUUCUGGGUGAGCGGCCUCGCUUCCACCACCCGAGCAACAGACUUGAAGAACCUCUUUAGCAAAUAUGGGAAAGUAAGGCUGCAUUGAUUAUUGUUGAAGCCUUGUGAUGGAGAGACAAGUUCAGGGCCUGUGAUAAAAUGGUUCAGAGUAUCUUUAACCCUUAACGAAAGUGACCUUGUUCAGGGUUGCUGCCAGCUAUGCCCUUUCCCCAAGAUAAUACAUUCCUCUUCCAUUUUCCUGUUUUUGUUUUCUGGCAUUUGGAGUUUCUGGCUACUUUUAAAAGAUGUUUUUUAAAAAAUUGAAUUUGUUAUAAAAAUGUAAAGGAAACGGCAGUAAUAAUAGAGGACAUUUCAUGAAGCAUAGCAAUAUCAACAGGCCCAGCAAUGGAUAUAAAUUUUAUUAGAUGAUUCCGAAAGUACAGUUUUUGUCCCAAAGUGGUUAGCCAGGUGGCCAGCCUGUGACCUGUAAUUGUUUUCUUCAUCAGAAGCAAACUUAACGAAGGUGUACCAUGUGUCCCAAAAUUUGUCUAGUCCAGAUCCCUUUCCCAGAGGUUUUAGGUUUUUUGUGCUAGCUCUUCGUUCAGCACUAUAGGGGAUUCUGGCUACUUAGCACAAAGUCCUCAUUGGGUUGGUUUUUGUGGGGGGGGGGGGGUUGUCCCUCUUUGACUUUUCUUUUCAAAAUAUGUGUUUGCUUCGGCCAACUCCAGAUCAUGCAGAUAUCUCUGUUUCUCCAAACCCUACUGAGCUCCAUUCUGUUCAGCACUCCCCACUUUCAUUUACUAUUACAAUGAAGGCUGUAGAAAAUUGCUACUUGCAAGUGAAUACAGUUAUGCCUGUGAGUUAUGCUACUGCAUACGACAGAACGGAAUAAGUCACACUGUCCUAUUACAGGCUGCUUGCUGUUGAGUCUUUGGCAACCCCCCACUUUUCCCUUUGUGUAUGUACCAAGUAACCCAACUGGCUUUUCUUUCUCCAAAGCGAACUGGUCACUUGACACCAAGCUGUGGCUAAGUCAAUUUUAAAUAUAUGUCCUUCCUUUCUUCAAGGUGGUUGGAGCAAAAGUGGUGACUAACGCUCGGAGUCCUGGAGCCCGGUGUUACGGCUUUGUGACAAUGUCCACAGCUGAAGAAGUGACAAAAUGCAUUGCCAAUUGCCACAAAACAGAAUUACAUGGGAAAAUAAUAUCUGUUGAAAGAGUAAGUGCUGGUUCUCUCUCUCCCUUCACUCUUAAAACAAAAAUAACCUAAGGGAUGUUUUCCAAAAUAUUACUUCUUUUUCUAACAAACAAACGUAAUUUCAGGCAAAAAAUGAACCUGCUACAAAGAAGCUAUUGGAGAAAAAGGAUAGUGAGGUGAAGAAUGAAGCUUCAGCCAGUGAUAGGUAAUAUGCUUUAGACUUGUUUUUCUUUCAUUUUAAAAACAUGUUUUCAGUUAUUUUUUUAACAGUGUGAACUGUUUUCCCCCUAUGUACUUUUUCUGUUUGAAGGAAUAGUUGCAUUCUUAACUUAGAAACACACACAACUUCCUGAGUGAGGAUGCAGUACUGGAAAACCUGCCUGAAAGUGCAGGUGCUGUAGCUACAUACCUGGUGUGAAAGGACUGCAUUUACAGUCCUCCCAAGACUUGUGGCAUUCAGAAUGCACAUCAGACUCCUUUCCUCCAAAAAUUUACCACGUUGGGAAGAAGAGAGACAGUUUGGCACUCUCUCUGUCCAUCAAGAGACCCCAUUCAUACAUAAAAUAUUUCUUCUUAUAUUCUGAAUUUUUGCCUUUCCAGAAGAAACUUCAUACAUGGGUGUGUUUUAUUGAUGUAAUCUACAUUGCCAUUUCAAGAAUCUAUAGACUUAGCCUGAGUUUUCUUUGGGAGACUCUGGAUAGGAGCAGCAAAAAACAGGAGUGCGGCCUCAUAUACAUAAACACAUGUACACGCACACACACACAUGGCGCAAGUGCAGCAGGCAGGCAAGACUAGCCGCUUGUCAAUCAACUGAUUCAAGAGACCCAUUUUCACUCCAUGUAAUGCAUGGCAUUUUAAAGCCGCAAAAAUCAGUCAAGGCUUCAAAGCACAGUUUACAGCUCUGUGCAGGCUCUGGUGAAAAGCUGAUAGUUCGGGUUUGCUGGAGACAUGGGACUUCAAAGUGCCAUGCAAGCACAGACACCCCUUUUUGGCCCAGCUCUGUCUUUGCUUAUUGCACACCUGACAGCAUAUGAGACAGCAGGUGGGCAUGGCUUGGCCAAAUGGGGAGCAUAAUUGGGCCCACAGGCCAGAGACCUGCGGCCAGAGAUUAGUCUGACUCAGACCCGUGUCAAAUUGAGCCUCAUUGCCCUGUUGGGUUUCCUUCCCUCUUAGUCUUCUUUCUUGCAAACCUCCCUUUAUCAUUGUCCCCUACUGCCCCUACCCCCCAAACAGCAGGCACUCCAGGGAUUUGGUGUGGUUUUUCUGUCUUCAAAAUUGACCGUGGAAAUUGUCCUGUUUGUGGAUUUUUUUAUUGUUGAUACAGUCACCCUAGGUUAUUUAAAAGGUGUUCACAGGUAUGCCAUAGACAUUGCCACAACCAGGAGAGGGAUUGCAUUGCUGCCCUGCUUUUCCUUCCUGCGUUUUGAACUCACUGGUUUUGCAGGUCUGCCAGUGUGAAGAAGAGCGAGAAGGCUGACCCGAAAGAAGAUGCUACAAAAGCAGAAGAAAAAGAUGAGAAGGGGAAAGAGGAGUCAAGAGCUGGAUCGGUGGAUCAGUCCAAGACACCAAAAUCAGGUAAAUCUACUAGGCUGCCGCAUUGGGGGAGGGGGAAGAGUGUAAAUGGCUGGUCACUGUCAGGUUUAGAACAUCAAAACCAGAUUUCGCUUUGAGUAUCUUAAUUCCCACCCCUGUUUUUAUGUAGGAAGCAAGGGUACAGAAAGGACUGUGAUAAUGGAUAAAUCCAAAGGCGAACCAGUUAUCAGUGUGAAGACAACAACUAGGUCAAAAGAGAGGGUAAGUGGAACCAGAGCAUUUCCCUUGAUAUGUGUAACUAUAUAAAGGUUUAAUGAAACAUUCAACUUGGCUCAAAAAGUUUUAAGCUUCAGCUGAUUAGAAGUACGUAGACCCUAGUAAAUCUUAGACAAUAGAAAGGGCAGAAGUUUAGAUUGGGUUUUCUCUUUCCUUUAUUAAAAAGCCACACAAAUCUUGUCAGAAAUUACCUUCAUUUAUGACUCCCUUGCUUCAGCUCUUUAAAUUUUUUGUCCAGCGGGAGAAAGAGGCAUCCAGUUAUCAGUUGCCUCCUGCAACUACCUUGCAGAAACUUGCAACACAGGUUCAAAGAAUUACGAUAGUACCUUAAAUUCUACUCAGAAUAGACUCAUUGGAUUAAUGCACUUAAGCCAGUUUUGUCUGUUAAUUUAUGCUCUAUGAUUUACACGUAUAUCAUUAUUAUUUAUUAAAUUUGUAUGCCGCCCUAUACCCAUAGAUCUCAGGGUGGUUCGCAACGUAAAAUUACAAUAUAAAAAACAAGCUAUCGUUAGCUUACCAGCGCUGCCUAAAAUUGAAGCAUGUUCUGCCAGGGUUGCCUCUACCUCUGCGGCCUUUUCUACUAAUGUUCCCUUAGCUGAGCUUGCAGGGCUGCAGUGCGAUCUUCACCAGACAUCGUUUCCGGAUACUAUAAAGAUGGAGGUGGCUCUUCACAGGAGAGUGCUGUCCCUCCCAUUGGAUAGAGAAUAGAAUGGGAUUCAUCUAACCCAACCUAGGGCUGGGCAAUAUCUGCUUUUUAACAACAUGAUACAUUAGCAGCUAAAUAUUGUGAUACAGUGGUGCCUCGCAAGACGAAAUUAAUUCGUUCCGCAAGUUUUGUCGUCUUGCGAAGCACGGUGUCGGGAAAGUUUUGGAAAAGCUUCAAAAAUCACCAAAGUCUUCAAAAACCUCAAAAAAGGCUACCACACCGCGUGCUAUGAGUUGCUCCUCGAAGUCAAGUCGCAACUGUAUUAACGGUGUUAAGAAAAUGGAAACAAACUUGCAAGACGUUUCCGUCUUGCGAAGCAAGCCCAUAGGGAAAAUCGUCUUGCGAAGCAGCUCAAAAAACAAAAAACACUUUCGUCUAGCGAGUUUUUUUGUCUUGCGAGGCAUUCGUCUUGCGAGGUACCACUGUAUGUUGAUAUAUCACAAUGUCUGCAACAGAUGUCAGUUGCUUCUUCCUCAACACCUUAGCCAGAAGGUUUGAGGACUUCCUUAAACUGCUCAGCGGCAGGACAGGAAGCUGUGUUAUUGUGUUUUAAUGGAAUUUUUUAAUUGUUUAGUUAAGUUACAGAUAUUUUGUUUAUAGUUGAAGAGAUAGCAAGUCAUAUUUGGCCAGGAUUUUGGAAAUGUGAUCUGUAUAGAAACAUGAAAUAAUCAUUUAUUUUUAAAAUUAAGUCCCUUUAAGUAAACUGGAACCAGAUUUGGUCAAUUUGAGUUGCCUUGUGCUCCAGGAUCCCUUCUUGGAAGCCGAUUCAGACUGUUAAGAGUAUAUCAUUUUCUCAUAGCAAAUGGGCCCGCAUUCAUUAAGCCCACAAACAGCACAGGACACAUUUGUGAAGGCUGUGCAGUAAUUCUAAAAUUUUGGUGUACUGCUCAAUACCCACUACCUCACAGUGAAGACUACUUUGGUGCUUAUAAUGCUGGGAAAUGUUUCCGUAAAUUAGACAUUUAAGAAAUUGAUUAUCUCACUGGCAUUCUGAAAUUCAGCAAGAACAAAUCUGGGCCACAGCUGGUCUUCUCAAAAAUGGAUAUCAGGAAUUCAGAUCAGGGAAGAGCAUCUCUUUCAUCUGUAAAAGCAUCAAAUGGCUGAUUCGGUUGGGCAGUUUGCAAAUUGAAGGAACAUAUUGGGGUUGCUGAAGUCUAGUCUUUGUCAGUUGUCUUCCUAAGAACUUUUGGAGUUUGCCAUUUUUUUGUGGCAACUGGAUGUCAUUUAUUCUGGUGGUAUCCUUACACGGGGAGCUCCCCAGGCCUUCAGUGAUUUUGGACGGUGGAUGUAAGAUGCUCACAUUAGUAGUCAUAGGACCUUUGUUUUGCGAGGAUGUUCUGUCUGGUUUAAACCUAGUUCCUCCUCAUCUAGAUAUCUCAUUUUAGUCCAAAAGCCUGGAGAAAUCUCCCUGGGGGUGGUUUUCCUUUUAGGGGGCAAUAUACUGCCCUCCCUUAUGUGUUGUGCUUUCAUAAUUAAAGGCGAGUUUAUCUCUGCCUUUACCUGGAGGUUAUGUGGACACCAAUCUGCCGAGUUAUAUUCCUGUGUAGGAAUCAUUUUGGAGGAAAUCUGGAGGAAAUCUCACCCUCCUUGGUAUCAUUAUAUGCGUCUUUCCCAGCCGGUCUGUUUCUUAAUGUUUCUGGUCUUUAUAGAAUUUCGGCUUGGAUUGAGGACGGGAAUGACCAGAAUUGACUUACUAGAGUGUUUUCUUCUGUAGAGAAAUUGUCCUUUCACUCGCUCACAGGGCAUUCAUAUUGGGGUUGGGUUUUUUCCCCCCAGAGUGAAAUUGCCCUAAAACCAUACUUUUCUGUUAACUUUUUGCAAUUCUGGGUGUUUUCAUGUAGAGUGUCAAGAGCCAGGAUCGCAAAUCGGAGAGUAGAGAAAAAAGCAGAGAGAGGCCCUUCAGCAAAGGCAGAGAUCAGAAACGGCUGAGCGAAGAGCCACACCGGUAAGAUCCUGUUUUGGCAAAACAAAAUUUGCUUCUCAAACAAAUUUUCUCCACCACCACCGCCCUUCCCCUUCAUCCUUCCCUUUUCCCUAAAUGGUAAGCAUGUGAUAUAUAUUUCUGUACUUGGGUCAGCACCUCACAGGCUAACAGUGAACAAAUAGGGCGUGCGCACACCCCAGUUCAGCAACUAGUUUUGCUGGUGAUCUACUAUGGAUGGACCUAGGUGUCAAGACCCCAAAAUACCCUGCCUGCAGAACCACCCAGCCACAAUCCAUCGCUUUCUUUAGCCUUCUAGAUUGGCAGUUGGGGCAGGCAGGCAAGCAGUGCUACUCGUGGAGACAGAUUUGUUCCUAGAGGUUUCUGUGCUUGCUUGAGCCUCACCCUAAUGGCUCAUCUGUUAACACAACCUAACUCCUCCUACUCCAGGUCUGAAGUAGCAUGCAUCUUAUUUUUAAACCUUGGCUCUGGUGGCUCUCUGUGGCAGGAGCCUAGAGAGCCAGAGGCAGCAUCCGUAGCAGUAGAUGUUUCCUCCCCACCUUCAGAGUGAGGAAUAAAAGGGUUAACUUCACAUACUUCAUGUCGUGUCCACUCUGCCUUCAAAUGUAGAACAAGGAGGUUCUGCCCUUGAGCUCUAGCCUGGACCACAACCUGUGCGUGUGUUUCCUAUCUCACUCCGGCAUAGGUAAAGGAAGACUUCUCUUGAUUCUGGCAGAGCCUCUUGGUUGGCACUGACAACAGAGCCAUUCCUACCUAGUAACAGCCUGUUCUGCUCACGAUCAUCUAGCUCUGGAGAGGAAAGGAAUAAGCCUUGGGAAUUCUGACACUUUCCUGCCAAAUCUGGAUCCUUUUUGGCUACAGGCCUGGAGAAAGGACAGCAGUUCGUCACCAUGGCAGCCCUGUGACAGAUUGCUCAGGGAGAGAGUUUUCUGGAACUAAGAACCAGGAACGACCAGCAUCUUACAUGCAGGCUCCACUUCUCCUCAAGAUGCCUGAAACCCUCCUUAUUCUUGAGACAUUAAGCUGGUCAUCCAGUCCUAGAGAUUCCCUCAGAGUAUUUCCCAGAAGAUAACCAGAUGCCUUGAUUCUGUAAAAUAUCGCUCAAGAAUCCAGGGAAAGGGAAUUGAUCCAUGUUGGCUUGGGGAAGCUGGAAUUCCAAAUGUGCAGUUCCAACACCAUUCCCUCCAGUUGUAAUGUGCAAAUGACUCCAGAAUUCAGCAGUGACAAGGACACGGAGUCGGAAACUACAGUACUGCAGAUUACCUUCCUGGGUGCCGCGUGUAUACUUGAAAUGUCGUGUAAUGCAGAACACUCUGAAAAUCCUGUAAGCGCCCUAUAAACCUCUGGAAAUCCAAAAACAAAAAACACCAAACUACCACAAUUGCUCCUUCCAAACCUCCUUUCUCAAACUCCCAGUUCUCCACAGGUCUCAAAGGUCAGCGCAAAAGCUCAUGGGAAUGGUAGCCGUUGCUCACUCUUUUCGGUCCCUUUUUGCACCUUUUUGCAAUGUAUUUAAUUAUUUUCCAGUUCUGCAUGUGCAUGCAGUUGCACGCAAGUCGAACACAUGUAACUGGAGAGACACAAGUACUAGCAAAAGAGCCAGACCAGGUUUCUGGCUCAUAGCCUGGGCAUUACUAAACCUGAAGCUGCCAGGCCCUCUGAUGGAGCAAGACCUGAAGAAGCAGAGCCAAGAUCCCUCACCAGGUGCCUUCCCUGGGCUGGAGAAGCAGUGCCUCCCUUGGUAACAUUGCAGGUCUGGUAGUAGAGGGAGCAAUGGAAUGCAGGAGAAGUGCCCAUCUUUCAGGCCAAAUAAUUGGCCGUUUUGACUACUCCGAAAGGGAGUGGACUGGAGGCAGAGUCCAAAAGGGCUCAGCUCAGAGCAAGAUGCUCCCUUGGAGGCAUCUUAGGUGCUGCAACAACAGACCUGCCUUGGCCGUUUGCUCCUCCACAAAGUCAAGCUAUGUCCUCUUUGCUAAUGCUCCAGCAGCUGCAUGUUAAUCUCUGGAUCCUGGGGAUAAGAAGAAUGAACAGUGCAGAACUACUGUCAGAUAAUGGACCAGAUGGGCAAAUAGACUGGCCUGGUAUAAAUCAGCUUCCGGGUUCUCAUCACCACCAGGGUUAUACUCCCAUGUCUACAGCGUCUCAGGUUCAUGGUUUUCAACAGCUCUUCUCCAUCUACAGACCCCCAGUGUCUAGAACUGCGUCAAAAGGGCUCUUUCUGUCUCCAAAUCCCCCUCAGCUGUGUCCAAAAUCUGCAAACCUCAUGCAACAGGAUCAUGAUUCAGUUCGAUUCCAGAGCGCCCUGAGGAAGCAAGGAGGACUUCCACGCACGUAAUAAAUCAUUUCUUGGGAUAGAGGGUCUCCUUUAUUUAUGUUUCUGCUGCCCACAUAUUCCCCAGCUGAAACUCAAUUGUAGUUUAAAGAUUUUCCCCAGCCCAGCCCGAAAACCCUUGGAACGCAACCCCUGACCUGUUACAGCGCAAUUCUAAUCAUGUCUACUCAAAAAUACUGUUGAAAUCAAUCCCAGGUAAGUGAGGCUAGGAUUGCAGCCUUUGAGAACUUACCCAGCAAGUGGUGGUUUUGGUGCACCUCAUGCGCAAGGAUGUGGGGAAAGCAUCUCACAUCAGCCAAGCAAGAAAAAAGAAGAGGCAACUCGGCCGCUCACUGGCACAAACAAUCUUUCAUGCAGUUUGACAUGAAGACAAAGACUUCCUUCUGGUGCUUGAAAAACCUGGUGGUUCUUCAGAUUCUUAUCUACAUUAGUAACUUUGUAUCAAUGUGACAUUUUUAUAUGUAAUUGUAUUUUUGUAAUACAGUGGUAUCUCAGGCUAAGUGCUUAAUUCGUUCCGGAGGUCCAUACUUAACCUGAAACUGUUCUUAACCUGAAGCACCACUUUAGCUAAUGGGGCUUCCUGCUGCCAGAGCACGAUUUCUGUUCUCAUCCUGAAGCAAAGUUCUUAACCUGAAGCACUAUUUCUGGGUUAGUGGAGUCUGUAACCUGAAGUGUAUGUAACCUGAGGUACCACUGUACUUUUAAGAGGUCUGUUGUUGCUUCAGUUCUUUGUACGCCACAUUUUAAAUAUCUCAAGCGGCAUAGAAAUGAAAUAAUAAACGAUGCUGCGAAGAAGCGGCUUGAAACGUUAUUUUCUCUUUCCGCCCCCUGCCAGGUGCCAACCUGAAUAAAAUGGGGGGGGGGGUUUAAUCCCCACCCUGCAUAAUUGAUCACAAGACGCAGCGCACACCCACCCACCAUUGAAUGGCAAUGUCCAUGAAUUUUGGCCUCAAAUAUUUUAUUGAGAGGCUUGAGGGACCUCGGCCCCUAGGAGUUGGCUCCUAUGCCCCCUGUCCAUCUUUAGUUUGUCAAGGGUUUGUGCUGAUUUCAUGAUGACACUUCUGUUCGCAGACCCAUCAUUUUGCCCCCAUGGUGAUCAGUUCUCCCCUUGCCCUAAGGGUUUUCCCAGUCCUUCCUUUCUUAAAGAGUAAUCUUCAUUUAUCAUGUAUUUGCUUGUAUUUAUAUCUUGCCUUUUCUCCGAGGAGCUCAUGGCAGCAACAUCCUCUGCUCCUUUUUAUCCUCUGUGAGUACCAUGCUGGCAAAACCUAGGCAUUGAACGUGUCUCCAGGACAUAUAUGUUGAAGACAUUAAGGCAUUCUGACAGUCUGUAUCCUAUUGUUCUUUAGUCGCUGUGUUUGUGAAGGCUGUAGAAGGAUUUUGUUGAGUACUUGGUUUAAAUUGUGUAAAUUUUAGGUUGUGUUUUCAGCGUCUCUGUAUGCUGCUUGAAAAAACUUAGUCGCAUGCACCAUAUCCAAAUGUGGUAAAUAAAAUUUUUAAAUACAAGCCUAUCCCUCAGGAGUCGAGGCCCCUUAGGUCCACCCUCAGCAGGCAGAUUGGUUUAGCGUAAGAAGUCAGUAGGGGGAAACGGCACUAACAGGAUUGCUGCCCACCCAGUGCGCCUCACAACCACUUUGACCAUGGGUAGGUAAACUAAGGCCCAGGAGCCAGCCCAAUCGCCUUCUAAAUCCGGCCCGCGGACGGUCCAGGAAUCAGCAUGUUUUUACCUGAGUAGAAUGUGUCCUUUUAUUUAAAAUGCAUCUCUGGAUUAUUUGUGGGGCCUGCCUGGUGUUUUUACACAAGUAAAAUGUGUGCUUUUAUUUAAAAUGCGUCUCUGGGUUAUUUGUGGGGCAUAGGAAUUUGUUCAUUUAUUUUUUAAAAAAAUACAGUCCGGCCCCCCACAAGGUCUGAGGGACAGUGGACCAGCCCCCUGCUGAAAAAGUUUGCUGACCCCCUGACUUUGACCAUUUGGGUGUGCUGCUGGAAGGACUCUCCAUAAGACUGCUGCCUUGGCCGCACCCCUCCUUGUUUCAGGCAUCACAUUAUCUCCCUCAUGCCCCUUCAGAUCCCUUCUUCAGCAGGAAGGGUCCUCCUAACAGGCUCUCUUUAAUUCCACCCUGUGAUGUAGACGCUUUUCUUGUACAUCCCUUUUCUGCCUCUUGUGCUGAGCGAAUGUGAAUGGAGGUAUAUGGCAUGAGGUUCUCUUCUGAACAUACAGGAGAGCAAGCAGACCUACAACUACCAUCACUGCCAGCCAUCAUAGAGGGCUGUGCUGUGAGGCUUAUGUAGGCAUUCAUGUGAGUGUGGAGAAGUUUUGUUAUGUUUUUGCCACAUACAACACCUUUUUUAAGGGUCACCUGGGAGUCCUUUAAUUGUUAAUGGUUUUGUGAGGACUUUUGUAAAGUCCUGCACCUCCUCCACAUCCUGAAACAGAAGUUUCACUCCUGGUUUGGGAUGUCAAAGUUUACUGGCUCUGCUUUUUGAUGGAAGCAGAGUUUAAUCUUUUUACUACCUGCGCUCCCACAUGCUGGAAAGAAGGAAACAGAAUGGUAAGUCUCUUUACCUUUACAGAUUUAGGCAGCUAUUGAAGACACAAAUCUUCUCCUUGGACUCUCAACGAUUAGGCUCUUAUUAUAGUCAAAGCCUCUCAUUUUCUGAAACUUGGGAAGCCACAAUCCCAUCAAGUUUGAAAAUAGAUCCUUUAUGUGCUCUGCCUAUUUAAUUACAUAAUCUGUGCAUCAAGAAAUAAGUAAAUCAUGUGGUCUGAUGUUAAGAACUUUGUACAAGCUUGGUUUGUGCAAAUAUUUUGUUGCUGCUUCUGCCUGAAAAUGGAAGGUGGCUCAAAUUACUUCUGCUGUUUGUACAAUUCCUGUUGUUUGGAGGGGGGUGGCUUGUCCAGUUAAGCUCUGGCUUAAGAAAAUAUGCCUUCCUCGGACCAUAAAGACUCAAACUCAUGUGAGUUCUAUCUCAUGUGAAUUGAACAUAGUAGGAAAUCAUCUUCAGUGAGGAGGGCUAGAGAGAAUGAAAGAUGUUUGGUAUUACCAUUUUGGAGCAGUUUGUUACAAGACACAUAGGCACACUCCCCCCCCCCCCAUAUAUAUAUGUGGUUAAAAAUAAAUUGAAGUGGGGUGUUGUUCUUCCUUCAAAAUAAUGUAGCUGUUCAGCUGAAACCACAGCAGUACAAAAAAAAAACCAAACAGAUGGAGCAGUUGAAUAAGCAUCCAUUUAAAGGUACAACUGUUUUGUUCCCAAAGGAAGCCCAAAGCAGCUAACAGCAGAAAGAAAGCAGCUCAAUCAAUAAAAAAUAGCAGAAUACUGUAAUCAAAAUAUCAGAAUAAUGCUUUGUUAACCAAACUUAACCAAUAUUCAGAUGUAAAACAAAUCAAAGCCACCUUUUUGUCAAGCGCAGUAAUACAAUAAAUAACGACAACAGCCUUGCCUUCUGGCCUUGAUGUCCCCAAUGUUACCUUCGUUCCCAUGAUGUUGGGAGCUUGUGUUCCACAGAGGUGAUCCCAUGCUACCUGUGGGCUGAAUAUCUUUUCAAGCCUGUGCUUUCUGCCCCCUCCCCAUGGGUGUUGUGUAAGGCAGGUGAAGCAACAAUUGGACCUGUUAGAGGGAUGCUCUAGACGCUGCUCUAGAUAGUCCCAGUCAGCUGGCUGCUCAGUGCCAACAGGAGCGAGAGGAGCACUGGGAGUGAUGCAAAAUAAGUAGCAGCCUUAGGCCCCUGGGUUUCCAGCUCCUCACCCUGCCAAUGUCAGCAUUCCACUGCUUCCACCAUUGCUAGAGCCCCCUCUGCAGGCUGAUGGUCUCUGCUUGAAGGCUGCAUACCACAGGGUAAGAGCCAAAGGGCUGGCGAGGCAAGGGCUUUUUACCUGUAGAGAGAGGAAAGGAAACAAGACACACCCUCGGAAGCUGCCCCACUUCCGACAGACUUUCCCUCUCGGCCUUAAACCUUUACAUGGGCGCUAAGGCUUCCAUCUGUGGGGGGUGGGCCUUCAUAAAAUUUCACCCGCCUCCUUUUAAACCAGGAACCGUGAUCGGCAGAAGCAGCGCUUGCACUCCAUCUGGGAGCAAGAGGAGCGCGAGAGGCUGGAGAUCACCCGGGAGAAGCUGGAGUUUGAGCGGUCGCGCCUGGAGAGAGAGCGGAUGGAGAGGGAGCGCCUGGAAAGAGAGCGCAUGCACAUCGAGCGUGAGAGGAGGCGGGAGCAGGAGCGCAUCCAGCGCGAGAGGGAGGAGCUGCGCCGGCAGCAUGAGCAGCUGCGCUACGAGCAGGAGAGGCGGGUGGCCCUGAGGAGGCCGUAUGACAUAGACGGGAGGUAAAGCUCAUCUCUCCCCGUGAGCAGACUUCAGGAAAUCCCUCUGGUUGUAGAGGGAGGCGUGGGGAACUUGUCAUAGUCCCAACAACAUCUAGAGUUGGAUUCAGUGUGGUGCCUUUAGCUAGGCAAGCACCGUCUUCCUACCAGCCUGCAAACUGCAUAUAUGUGCUUUUGGAAGCCGGAAGGAGCAGGGGAAAUGGGGGGAGAGGGGUAAGUGGAUUUCUUCGGUGACCACACCACUGUGAUGUUUGUGACAGAUUUACCCAACGAUUUACUAACGAUUUUAACUGUUUACAAUGGUUUUUAAGAUAAAUUAUAAGUUUCCCCCAUUCCUUAUUAAACAUUUGGGUCUUCCUGAUUUCCGAUUCUUCCGGUCAUUUUAGCCAUUUCAGCACAACCCAUCAGUUUAGUAGGAUUGGUAGUUUAAUGGUGAAUUUUGGACACAAUGGAGAGGUUAAAAGAUUUGGAUUAUCAUAAAAGGUGCAGGAGGAAAUGAUUAACAGUAGGACCCGCAAAGAGGAGGAGGGAAGUCCAGGAGAUUCUUUAGAAUCUUGCUGUAUAACUUUACACAUGCGUAGAAAUUGAGUCCCAUUCUUAGAGGAAAAGCAUACCUGCGAGAAGGAACAGGAUGCUUCCUGUCUAUCAGACUAGCUCCAGGACAUGUUUUUCCUGUCUGAACAUUUUUGGCACGUUACUAAUACAGUCUUGAGUCAGCAGAUUUCCUUAACAAUAUCCUUUCAUGCUCUUUUUAGGCUUUCUUACCAAAGCAUAUACUAGAGGUCUGCAGGCGUUUGAAGAGCUGUAUCUAUCCUAGCAAGUCAGGACAUUCCACGCAGUUUGCACUGCUCCAGUGGGAAACCUAGAAAACGGUCUUAUAACUGAUCAGGCUAUUCGUUCAGUUUUGCUAUCUCAUGCCAACAAAGGUCUGAUGUUGAGGGAAUCAGCCCUUUUUUCCCUUUGCCACAGCAGGGGCUUUUAUCAUCAAAUUGUAACGACCGUUGCAUAGCCUGAUUAAAUAAAUAACAAAGCAUUGGGAGGAGGCGAAUACUUGGGGGCUUAAUUUAGAUUAAAGCAGGGCGUAGCCACUGCAGUGACCUCCAGGUUCUGUUGCAUCAUCAACUACAUCUUGCAUCAUCCCUGCCUGUCAGCCAUUCUGGCUGGGGUUGAUGGAAGUUGAGACAACAUCUUAAGGGGGCCACAUUAGCUGCCCCUGAGUUAAAGCAUUCAGUUAAGUAAAUUAAGCUGUUUGAGUGAUAUUAUAUGUACUUUAGCGAUUGAGGAGCAGAGUAUGGUAAUCUCUUCUUUAUCAAAGCCAUUUUAUUGUCCAUGGGAUGUCUUUAUUUCCUUCGAUCUGGUUUUGUCGUGUUGAUAUAUCAAGAACACAGAGUGGCCAGAAAUCUCCUGUCUUGACCUCUUCCUCUACCUCCUUCCUGCCCCCCUGCAGGAGAGACGAACCAUAUUGGCCAGAGGCAAAGCGGAUGGCGUUGGAUGACCGCCAUCGCUCGGAUUUCAGUCGCCAGGACCGGUUCCAUGACUUUGAUCACAGGGAUCGUGGGCGGUACCAAGACCAUUCCCUGGACAGGUGAGCCAGCAGAGUGAGGUCCAGCACCGAGGGCCUUCUGGCGGUUCCCUCACUGCGAGAAGCCAAGUUACAGGGAACCAGGCAGAGGGGCUUCUCGGUAGUGGCGCCCUCCCUGUGGAACGCCCUCCCACCAGAUGUCAAAGAGAACAACAACUACCAGACUUUUAGAAGACAUCUGAAGGCAGCCCUGUUUAGGGAAGCUUUUAAUGUUUGAUGUAUCACAGUAUUUUAAUAUUCUUUUGGAAGCCGCCCAGAGUGGCUGGGGAAGCCCAGCCAGAUGGGCGGGGUAUAAUAAAUUAUUAUUAUUAUUAUGAUAAGCUUUGCCUCCUGCUGGAGGAGAUGCUUAUCUAUAAUAAUUUAUAUGCCUUCAACAACAAAAAUUCCCUAAGCUGGUUACACAGCUCAAUUUCUGAAUUGUGUUUUACCCAGGCAGAAAUUUCUGAGAAGGAUCGUCUGGGGCGGGGGAGAUGUGAAGAGUACAGUGUCAUUCCUACCUAGGGCAUCCUAGUUAAAAGGUGUGGUAUUUAUUUGGGCACCUGCAAAAUGAGCCAGUGUUCACUAGCAAAAUGCCUUCUGUGGAGAAGGGAGACGGGGACCUGUUACUUUGCAGACUGGGUGGCUCUAACAAGCCUACACUGAGAUGCCGUAUCAGUCAGCCCUCGAGUCUACCUGUAACUCCUCUGGCAGGGAGAGCCUUCUCACCACCUGCUGGAGAAUCCACACACCUCCUUGCAGCUUUCUGUGUAUUGUAACAGUAAGCUGCUUUGGGGAUCAGCCUUGGAUUUAAAAAGCAAGAUAUAAAUCUGGGAAGAGGACUCUUCAGGUGUUGCUAGGCUACAUUUCCCUGACCUUUUGGGGCUGAAAGGAGUUCUAGUCAGCUUGGGGAGGUACAGUUUCUGCACCCUAGGAUAAAUAUGGAUUCUAUCCUUAAGCAAAUGUUGCAGUUGAGUGAGCGUAGCACGGAUUUCUUCCUCUAUCCAGGUGCCCCUUUAACCUUUGUGCAUAGCAGGUAACAGUUUAGCGCAAGAGCCUGAUGUCGAUUGUAUUGUUCUUUCCAGGAGAGAAGGGUCACGAGGAAUAAUGGGAGAGCGAGACGGACAGGUGAGCUGCGUUGGUUGUGAGCCUGGUAGUGCAAAACCACUUAAGACUAAACGGCGCUUCCUUUUUCGAGUGCAUGACACCAUUUCCUGUCUCUGCUCCUGCAGCAUCACACAGACGACCACCAUGGGGGACCAGAACGCCACUCCCGGGAUGGCUGGAGCAGCUAUGGGUCUGACAGGCGCUUGAGCGAGGGACGGGGAAUAACCCCACAUUCCCGGUGAGUGUACUCAGGUGGUGGUGGAGCAGCGCUUAAGUCUUAGUGUCCUUGCAUAUAUAGAGCAGCUUAGCUGUUGAAUACAGUGGUGCCUCGCAAGACGAAAUGAAUCCGUUCCACGAGUGUCUUCGUCUAGCGGUUUUUUCGUCUUGCGAAGCAACCCUAUUAGCGGCUUAACGGAUUAGCGCUAUUAGCGGUUUAGCGGCUAUUAAAGGCUUAUCGGCUUAGCGGAUUAGCUGCUAAAAGGCUAUUAAAGGCUUAGCGGCUUAGAUAAGGGGGGGGGAGCGGGGAAAAAAAUCUCAAGACUCGCAAGACAUUUUCGUCUUGCGAAGCAACUCAAAAACGGAAAACCCUUUCGUCUAGCGGGUUUUCUGUCUUGCGAGGCAUUCGUCUUGCGGGGCACCACUGUAGUUCUGUUGCCCAAGAGGCUCACAGUUGAAGAAAGGAGUGUGUUUUCAGCGGGGCAGAAUAAUCAAUCAUAAUCAUAGAAUUGCAUAUGAAUAAAUAAUACAAAUAAUCAUAGAAUUGCAGAGUUGGAAGGGUGUAGACCCGUAGUUCCCACAGGGGGCAAUUUUGAUUUUUAAGGGGGGCAGUUUGAGAAUGAGUUGUUAACAGUUAAUGGCCUUUUAGGCUCUCUCUACAUGGAUAGUUCACUUUUUGAAUAAGAAGAAUUAUAUGUCGGUGGGGGUGCGGUGCAUCAGGAUUUUAGAGGUGCUUAGGUGAGGCAUGGCCAAAGAAAGGUUGGGAACCACUGGUCUAGACCCAGGGGUCAUCUAGUGCAGCCCUUUGCAAUGCAGGAAUAAGAGGUUGGGUAAAUAAUGUUGCUGAAAACACAAUCAGCUUUAAAAGAAAAAGAAAUAUUGGAUCUUCAUUACCAAUCUGCAUUUGAAACAAAAAGCAGUCUUGUUUUUUAGAUUACUCCUGCUGACAUAACAGGCAAUCUUAGAUGGUCCGAUCCUAAAGGGAGGGUGUUUUUCAAGAUAGUGCUUGCCAUCUACAUUUUUCUUUUUUAAGUACUUGUAUCUGUUAUAAAAAAAAAAGGCUGCUGUAGCGUAAGGUGUUUGUUUUUCUUUUUUUAAAAAAAGUUGAUUAACUAAUUAAAAGCCCUGCUUUUAUUCCGCCUUGAGAAGACACUCAAGACUUGCUCUUUGGCGAGUUGCUGAAGAAAGUGUAUUCUGCAACUGAGGGGGUCAGGCACUAGGAAUGUCACUCUGUGGGCGCUUGGCAGUCCUGACUCGGCCUAAGUUGGAACUUAGGUUGAGCCUUCGUUGUGGCAGAACAUGAAGGCUUUGGGGCUGCUUUAAAGCUUCUUUGGUCAUCAGCACACCGAAGUGAGCCCAGAAGGAAACGGGGAGACCAUUUUGGAGCUCCGAUACAUUCUGCCCAAGCACCUUCUGAACGAAGAGGUGCAGGAUCCUGCAGCAGCUGGAGAUUCUGAGCCAUCAUAAUAGAAUUUGAUUUGCAUGAUCUUACCUAAGGACAUUAAAAACUGCCUUGCAGCAGCAGGGUUUGCCAAGCUUUUUGGGUCAGGAGGCACAUUUGGAAUUUUGACAGGGUGCUAUGGGUGCCAGUCACAAAAUGGCUAGAGUGGGGGCGUGGGGGCUGCCACAUCUAAAAGAGCAGCAAAGUGAACUGAAGCAUGAAAUGGUGUUGGCAUGCCUUUACCUGGUGCAGUUUUUCUAGAAAAAGAGGUUCCAGAACUCUCCAUGGACGCCUUCCUUGUUCUCUUGCAACGGCAAUGGCGCCUAUCUGACAGAUGCUGGAACUGAGUUCCCUGGCCCAUUGAGGGGGAAGGCGCUGCCCCUGCUCAGCCAUCAGCUCGUCCCGUUAGAAGCUGUGGGAUCUUCACUGGUCAGGGACAGAUGGGAGAGGGGGCAUCCAGUCCUGGCAUGCAGUGAAAUGUGGGCUUGUUUCAAGGUGUGUGUUUGGUAUAGGAGAGGCCGAUCCAGUGCAAACAGGAACUGAGCAGGAAUUGCAAAACGGCCUCUCAUUUUGGAUGGGAUACCCAGAGAAGCCUUUCGUGGGCAGCCAAGGACGCGGGUGGCGCUGUGGGUUAAACCACAGAGCCUAGGACUUGCCGAUCAGAAGGUCGGCGGUUCAAAUCCCCGCGACGGGGUGAGCUCCUGUUGCUCGGUCCCUGCUCCUGCCAACCUAGCAGUUCGAAAGUACAUCAAAGUGCAAGUAGAUAAAUAGGCACGGCUCCGGCGGGAAGGUAACUGGCGUUUCCGUGCGCUGCUCUGGUUUGCCAGAAGCGGCUUAGUCCUGCUGGCCACAUGACCCGGAAGCUGUACGCCGGCUCCCUCGGCCAGUAAAGCGAGAUGAGCGCCGCAACCCCAGAGUCGGCCACCACUGGACCUAAUGGUCAGGGGUCCAUUUUAGGAGGCAUCAGCAGACCCACAGAUGCCACUCCAGUCACCUCUGUCUUGAUGGAGUGAGGCCUAGUCCCUGCAUCCCGUUUCCAACCUCUGGCAGCUAUGGUACUCCCAAAAAGUAUCCCAAGCAUAGCACGACAGCAAUGCUGUCCUCCACUGCCUGUCCCCAAAAUCUGGUAUUCAGUGGUGGAACACAGAGGCUCCAUUUUUCUAUCAUGGCCUAGAGAGAGAGAGAGAAAGAAACUUUCAGGAAAUACAGCUAUCAAAGUUUAGAAUUCAAAAUAUUUGUCUAUAUGUGUUUUGAAGGGAUUUAAGUGUUUUCUUCUGCAGGUAGAUUAAAAAACAGUGUCUUUAAAAUAAAAUAAACCUCGCACUUCUUUUUUUUUCCAGAGAUGGGCGUGACUGGGGGGAUCAUGGUAGAAAAUUCGAAGAUCGCUCCUGGCAGAGCAACAAUGGGGGUGCGAUGGGGCGAGAUCAUGACCGGUGGCGAGGUAACUCUCUUCCUGUUCAGCUGUUGGGUUCUCUCUCUCUCCCCGCCCCCAGGGAUGCUGAUGCUAAGCUCUACUCAAAAGUAGCCGCAUAGAAAUCAGUGGACCCAAGGCCCAGUGGUGGGUACUUGUCCGAAGAGCCUGUUAGAUAGACAAGGGAAGGGUGGAAGAGAGAAAUCCAUUGGAGCAGUGUUUCUUCACUAGGGACGAUAUCUGAAGGUUGGGGAGAGUGUUUCCAAAAACAUGUACUGCAGAAGUAAGAAAAAUUAAAAGUCGCAAAAUUUCAAUCCAUUCGAAAACUGAAAUAAAAUACUUAAGAGGAGCUAAGUUUUAAGGGGGACGUGGGAUUUUUAUGUUGGCUAAAGGGGCAGAUGGGCUUCAAAAGGUUGGGAGACACUGAGCAGCAGGGCACGUUUGUUGUUACGUGGAAUCCUGUGAAAUUUGCCAAGCUGCUGUCUCUGCCUCAGUUCCUGCUCUGUAAAAUCGAAGCAUUUAUUGCCCUACUCGAUAAGGGGUACCACCAGGACACUUUAGCCUUGCAGGCUCACAAUCUCUCUGCUUUCAAAGCUCUCUCCCCCCCCCCCCCCGGCCGCCUUUUGUUGGCCUUUUUGCUGUAGUUCUAGGGAGAAAAACAUGAUAAACUAGGCUGAGAGCAUCUCAGAUGUAUUUAGUAUGCCCUGCCCUUAAACUUCCUCUUGGUUUUUCCCCAGGUGGGGGCAGAGGGAGGCGUGGCCACAUCUUUCAUCGAGGUGGAAUGUCUGGGUAAGAAGCUUCUUUCAGCCUUGCCUUCAGAAUUACUUACUUCGUAAAAUUAAUAAUUGUUGUUAUUACUGUUCUAUAUUUAUAUAUACCCUGCCUUUUUCCCUGACAGGGACUCAAGAGACUUACACACAGCUUGAUUGUAAAACAAAAACCCUCAAAUCACGUUUUUUAAAAAAAUAAAAUAAAAUGAUUGGUUAAAACAAGUUUUAAAAAAUCAAUUUAAAGCAUUAAAAAAAUUAAAAUAAGUAAUAAAGCAACUACAUUUGUCUUUUUUCCUUGUUCUGUGUUGCAUCCAACUGCUCUCCCCCCCCCUCCCCGCCCCGAUCUCAGAACAACUCUUUCCAAAUCUACCUCCCAGCUUCACUAAUAAGAGUGACUGUUUUUUGGCAUUGCAUUACCUAAUUGCUGCCUUACACACACAUCCUGUGAGGUCUGGUGGCACUAGAGAUGCCACUGCCAUUUAAUUUCCUGUUCUAUCUGAGCGUUAUCUAGUUGACAGUUCUUGUUGCAUAACCUCCUCCUCCAACAAGGCCAAACAAACCCACAGCUCCAUUGCUGCUGUUGCUCCUUUCGAGUUCUGCAGUGUUGCUUUCUCUUUUUUUAAAAAAAAAAGUUCAGUUUUAACUAUUUCACGUUCGCCUUGGCUUAUCACACCUUUAUUUAAAGAAAAGAAAAAUAUUGUGCACAAGCGCAGGUCAAAAACUUGAUUUCCAGGUGCGGGAAACUGCAGUAGGGAAGAGAGGGCUCGAUUCAUGUUUGCAGGUUUCCCACGGGUGUCAGGUCAGCCUCUGAGAACAGGGGGCUGGACUAGAUGGGCCCAUUGGCUUGAUCCAGAAGGUUCAUCUGUUAAGUGUUUGACCCAGUCUUGCUCACGAGGGCAAGAGUUUCCUUGUCACUUUCCCUGCACCUGGUGCUCAAAUGGACCCCUGCCACACAACCCCCAAAGCUUCAGGACCCCGCUGCAGAUUUGAGUCCUGGCAGACUUGCAAUAUGCAAAAACUUUUGCUCAUUUGUUUUUUCCCCAAAUUUUUUUAUUGAUUUUCCAAAAAUUUAAACAAACAAACAUAAAUCUCAACCCUAUUUAAACCAAUCGUAGUGACAUUGUUAAGUGACUUACUCGAAUCCCCCUAGUUGAAUUUCAGUGUAUAUCAUUUUUAAGUUUUCCAAAACCAAUUUUCUUAUAAAAUUAACUUAAUCACUUAACAUCUUUCUUUCUUUCUUUCUUUCUUUCUUUCUUUCUUUCUUUCUUUCUUUCUAUUUUAGCUUUAAACAUAUUAAUUCCUAACAUUACAUAUUUAAAUCCUAAGCUUUUGAUAUUUGCAAGCUUUUCCAAUUAAGUUAUUUUAACAUAUUGAACUAAGUAGUCUUUGAAUUUCAUCCAUUCCUCCUGGUACUCCUCCUCCUUCUGGUCACGGACUCUUCCAGUCAGGUCGGCUAGCUUCGAAAAAUCCAUCAUCUUCAUCUGCCAUUCCUCCACUGUUGGGACUUCUUGUGUUUUCCAAUUCUUAGCUAACAAAAUUCUUGCUGCAGUUGCGGCAUACAAAAACAAUUUAACAUCUUUCUUGGGCAAUUCCAAACCUGUUAUUCCAAGAGGAAAGGCCUCUGGUUUCUUAAUAAAUGUACCGUAUUUUUUCGCUCUAUAAGACGCACCAGACCACAAGACGCACCUAGUUUUUGGAGGAGGAAAACAAGAAAAAAUAUAUUCUGAAUCUCAGAAGCCAGAACUACAAGAGGGAUCGCUGUGCAGUGAAAGCAGUGAUCCCUCUUGCUGUUCUGGCUUCUGGGAUAGCUGCGCAGCCUGCAUUCGCUCCAUAAGACGCACACACAUUUCCCCUUACUUUUUAGGAGGGAAAAAGUGAGUCUUAUAGAGCAAAAUAUACGGUAUAUUUCAACAUUUUUUUCAAUUCAUUAUAAAUCUUCUCCCAGAAGUCUUUCACCUUGGGGCAGGUCCACCACAUAUGAUAAAAGGCACCCUCCUUUUCUUUACAUUUCCAACAUCACUGUUGUGGUAAACCUUUGCUAAUUUUACAGGGCUUAAGUACCAUCUAUACAUCAUUUUCCAUAAUAUUUUCCUUUCACACCGUACAUGCAGUGAACUUGACCCCUUUCUUCCACAAUCUUUCCCAGUCUUCAAGCGUUAUGUUGCGUCCCACAUCUCUUGCCCAGUCUAUCGUCACAGAUUUAACUUGUUCAUCCUUUGUAUGCCAUUCCAACAACAAAUCAUACAUUUUAGGCAAAUGUGUUAACUUUAGAGUCCAACAACUCCAUUUCCAACUUAGUUUUUGUUUGUUUCAUGUUGGUUUGUGAUCCCUUCCUUAGGCGGGGAGGAUUCUUGCCAAGUGCUCCGCCAGCCCAGCCAUCGCACAGCGGAGAGUCACAAGAAGAAGGCUUCUCCGGACAAGACAGAGGAAGCAGGCCUGGCGACCCUCGCUUCAGCCGCCGCUAUUGA
Messenger RNA from Podarcis lilfordi (Lilford's wall lizard), 25677 nucleotides. The record is from the annotation of a GenBank genome assembly. Lineage: Eukaryota; Metazoa; Chordata; Lepidosauria; Squamata; Lacertidae.